Messenger RNA from Blepharisma stoltei, 1009 nucleotides. The record is from the annotation of a GenBank genome assembly. Lineage: Eukaryota; Ciliophora; Heterotrichea; Heterotrichida; Blepharismidae.
AUGCUAUUUCGAAUGCUUUUAGCUGAAGCAAUUGGAACAUUCGUCCUAACCUUCACAGUAGGGGUCUCUACAAGUGAGCCUUUUACUGUUGGAGGUGCUCUCUGGGCAGCAAUGGUUGCAACUGCAUUUGUAUCAGGAGCUCACUUCAACCCUGCAAUUACUCUUUCAAUAAUAACACGCAAGUAUAUCAACAAUACUCUUUCCCAGCCAGAGCUCGUGAAAUUUCUCUUAUACAUGGUUGUGCAGUUUUUCUCAGCUUUUAUUGCAUCAUUAUGUGCCUGGGGUAUAAUCCGAUAUCCAGUUUAUUUUGAUAUUUCUUCAGAUUAUAGCGGCUCUCAAGGAUUCUUUGCAGAAUUAAUUUACACAACAAUUCUCUGUGCGAAUGUUUUGAUGAUUGGGACUGUGAAUGAUGCGAUCGUGGUUUCUGGAGGCAUUAUUGCGCUGACAUUGACAACGGGAAACUGGGCAAUUGGGAGAAUCACUGGAGGCUGUUUUAAUCCUGCAGUUGGGCUGGGGAUUAAUUUGGCUUAUCUAUUACAUAAAGAUGACCAUUUCGGAAUUACUUGGCUUUAUAUUAUUGCACCUUACUUACUCCUCCCAACAAGCCUAGUCAUCGCUCAAUCAAAAUAAAUUAGAUAUUAACAUGAAAAUUUUUUCCAUAUAAAAUUUUAUGUAUUAGCCACAAAAGAUAGAGUAUGAAAUAUUUUAACAAAUAUAUUAGAAAUUAUAAUCGCUUUAAAUCAAUAUUCAUUAUAUCCCUCUGAUUCAUUUCUAUCAAAGAUAGGUAAUUAGAUUUAAAAUCGGAUAGGGGUGCCAAUUUAAUGCUUGACUAUGACAAUAUAGGAAUUGUUCGGUAAGGAUAGGAAUUAAUUUUUCCAUUUUUAUUGGCGUUGCUCAGUCAAGAAUGUGAGAGUUAGGAGGAAUUGUAGGUGGUGUGUUUGCAUCAAUCUUUUUGAAUGAAGUUACAGUCCAAAAGAAGAGUGUGAUUGAAAAAAGUCAAGCAGAAUAA